Megalops cyprinoides (Indo-Pacific tarpon) is the source of this 3327-nucleotide messenger RNA. Its product is annotated as myc box-dependent-interacting protein 1-like. Gene Ontology annotation, molecular function: phospholipid binding; tau protein binding. The record is from RefSeq and is a predicted model, not a curated record. The transcript is spliced from 15 exons. Gene Ontology annotation, biological process: regulation of endocytosis. Lineage: Eukaryota; Metazoa; Chordata; Actinopteri; Elopiformes; Megalopidae. Gene Ontology annotation, cellular component: synaptic vesicle; cytoplasm; plasma membrane. Bases 142 to 1302 code for a protein of 386 amino acids.
UCGCCAUUUGAAUACACGCUGGGCAACUUUCCCUGUGUUCGUCCUUUUUUUAUUUCGGCAGUGUUGUGUCGUCUUCCCUGAAAUUUUCAUAUCUCGCUUCUUAUCCGAUUGUUGAAUUUCCAAAACCCCUAAGAAGACAAGAUGGCUGAGAUGGGGAAAGGGGUCACUGCUGGGAAACUGGCCAGCAACGUGCAGAAAAAAUUAACGCGAGCGCAAGAAAAGGUUCUACAGAAGCUGGGUAAAGCAGAUGAGACUAAAGAUGCCAUGUUCGAGGAGGGUGUGGCAAACUUCAACAAGCAGCUGGCAGAGGGCACCAAAUUGCAGAAGGACCUGAAGGCCUACCUGGCAGCUGUCAAAGCAAUGCACGAAUCCUCCAGACGCCUACAGGAUUGCCUGGCAGACAUGUACGAGCCAGAGUGGUAUGGCAAGGAGGAGGUGGACUCCAUAGCAGAGGACACCGACUUUCUGUGGAUAGACUUCCAUCAGAAACUGGUGGACCAUGCCAUGAUCUCAAUGGAUACAUACCUGGCUCAAUUCCCAGAUAUUAAGGCACGCAUUGCGAAGCGCGACAGGAAGCUGGUGGAUUAUGACAGCGCGAGACAUCACUUUUCCUCCCUACAGAAGGGGAAGAAAAAGGACGAGGUUAAGAUGGCCAAGGCAGAGGAGGAAUUGGGAAGAGCUCAGAAGGUGUUUGAAGAGAUUAAUGUGGAUCUGCAGGAGGAGCUUCCAUCACUGUGGAACAGUCGUGUUGGCUUUUAUGUCAACACAUUCCAGAGUGUGGCGGGCCUGUCGGAGAAGUUCCACAGAGAGAUGGGAAAGCUGAGCCAGAACCUGAACGAUGUCAUGACCAAACUAGAAGAACAGAACAGAAAGGCAGGUAAACAGGGUACGAAGACAGCCGGAUCAGUGAAGAGCGAUCAGGAUGGCACCAACCACAGAUCAUCCAUUCCCAAGUCUCCAUCCAAGGACGACAAGGUUGGAUCCACUUUGGACUCUGCAGACUCUAAUUCUGUCCCUGCUGUGGUGGCAGAUGCGUCUCCAGCGACAACCAACGGGUCUUCAGAACAGGCAGAGAUGCCCCCAGGAUUUAUCUACAAAGUUAAAGCCAUGCAUGACUAUGUAGCCAAUGAUGCAGAUGAGCUGGAAAUGAAAGCUGGCGAUGUUGUGCUGGUCCUGGGCUUUGACAACCCAGACGAGCAGGACGAGGGCUGGCUGAUGGGAAUACAGGAGGCCCGCUGGCAUCAGAACAAAGAUCUAAAAGGCAAAGGAGUGUUCCCAGAGAACUUCACUCAGAAGUUGUGAGCUGGACGUCCCAACUCUGUCUUCCUUUCCCCUACCAUUCGUAUGCACAAGGAGCCUGGCGGGAAGUUGGAUUUGAGACCAGGAAAAACCGCACCAUCAGCUUAAACAGCAGCAAACCCAGCAUUCAUCAUGUGCACCUGUUAAUUGAUUUGAGUUGAGUGUUGUGAGGUGGUGGUGAGUUUGAUUUCAUGUUACUGUUUGAUUUGUGGUUUCAUUCAUUUUCUUCAAGGUGGGGUUUUAGGGCAUUAGAGUGUGUCCGCUGUAUUACCACAUACAUCAUUUCACCCUGCCCUUGCUUAAGCCCGACAUCCUAUGUAAACUGUAGGCAUUGGAUCCUGCUCCGUCUUAGAGUUGCUGGUAGAUACUCCACCACAUUGCUGAACCCUUGACCUCCCUGACCCAGGGGUCAGCCACAGUAACAUGACAGCGAAGUCACCAGAUGCCAGAUCUGUGUUUGUCAUGUUCAGCCUUCGACACCUGCAGCUCAAAGGGCUCCAGAAGCUCUCCUGCGCUCCCUCUGCUUUUGGUUUUACUGUUGCUUUCAUUUUUUUUGUCAUUUUUUUCCUGUAAUUAUCUGAAAUCGUCAACAUCCCCAAACAAAAGCUUUUGAGAAGGGAAAAGGGAAAGGACUCAUGGGUACGUUAUAAAUGACAUUUAAUAACAGAAUGUUUCAACAGUAUGUUAUGGUAAAAAAAGAAGUUUUUUAAAGAUGCAUGACAUUCUGUUGUACUUUAGUUUGUAGCAGAAUUGAGAAUUUUAUUGUAAGCAUUUGAUAAUCAGAUUUGUUCCUGGGUGUGUUAAUGUCAUCGAUGUGAGACGUCCUUCUCCCAAAGACUGCUGCACGUAAAUAUCCUCAAAGGAAAAUUAGAAACCAUGACCCUGAAGGUGAGCUAUCAUUUUGGCCCCCAGCCAGCUUUCAUUUCUGGGCUGAAGAGAGAUUUAUUCUGUGACAUGUAUGGAGUUUCCCCUCACCCCCCUUCCCAUCUGAUGAGCUGUUCCCAUUUUCUCUGUCUCUCCUCUGCCUGUGAAACCAGGCUGGGUACUCCAACUGAACACCAGCUAGUACUCACCCACUGUUAGUCGUAUGCAAUUGAAUGAAAAGAUGCCCACUUUUUACCUUUAGAAAUUUCCACAUAUACUGUAGCAGCUGAUCUACAGUGAAAUAGUUUACUUCUCCAAGGGCUUCCUCAUGUAUUCCAAAAACAGUUGUUUCCUUGAGAUUCAAGAAAUCAGUCGCAAGCAUGAUGUUAUAAAAGAAAUCCAAGUUGCUGGUUGGUCCUAAGAGAGCUUGUGGCAGUGAUUCAGAAUAAGCAUCAAGUUUGGACUGCUGAAUGUGUAGGCAUGCAUUUGUGUCAUGACACAGCAAUGGCACAGUGCCUUCUUCUGUCCCUCUCAGGUUCUCAAAUGAAUGUAGUAUCCCAACUGACAAGGGAAGGGGUCACCUCAAACUCCAAAGGAAUUGGUUCUCAUGCUAGCACCAAAGACACUGUAUUCGUGAUAACAGAGAUGUCGGACACUCUCUGUAGUACUUUGCAUUGAAAGUUUAGUCCUUUUACUGUUACACCUAACAUCUUAGGUUCCACAACUGAAGUGAAAGAAUGCAGAGAGCCUAGUCUCCGUAGUGAUAAACUGUCUCUGUUGGCACUGGCAGCACGCUGGAGUGUGCACCACACCCAUUUAACUUGUCCAGACAUACUGAAAAACCACUGCAUAUGUACCUGAGCAGACAUAAUGUGUUUUGUCAUUUUUGUGUGGUUGGAUACGCAAUACGAAUCAGAAUGCAUAACCAGUGCCGAGGUCUGUCUCUGCAGAUGGCAUGCCUGGCAUUCUCAGGUGUUGUGACUGGUGAGGGACAUUGUCAGUGGCAUACGUAAUGCACCAUGUAUCCUCUAUGCAAUGUGUGUCACGCGGUUGGUGUGGAGGCGCCUGCCGGUGUUCUUAGCCUGUUCCUCUCUGAAGCCUGAGCCUGAGUCAAGGCCUUUGACUCUGGUCCUAGCUGACCUGUUAGUGACAAUAAACAUGGAU